Messenger RNA from Dipodomys ordii (Ord's kangaroo rat), 1915 nucleotides. RefSeq names its product zinc finger protein 205 (gene Znf205). The record is from RefSeq and is a predicted model, not a curated record. The transcript is spliced from 7 exons. Gene Ontology annotation, biological process: regulation of DNA-templated transcription. Lineage: Eukaryota; Metazoa; Chordata; Mammalia; Rodentia; Heteromyidae. Gene Ontology annotation, molecular function: RNA polymerase II cis-regulatory region sequence-specific DNA binding; DNA-binding transcription factor activity, RNA polymerase II-specific. Bases 170 to 1771 code for a protein of 533 amino acids.
UUCUCCCCAUCCUCCGGCUGCGGGCUGCAGAGAUUCUCCUCCCGGGGAAGGCGGCCCUCCACCUCCCGCGCCCUGUGCAUCGCUACCUUGACUCCAGGCCAGAAACUGGAUGGGGCUUGACCAGCAGAAGAGAGAACCAACUUGCUUCCCUUCCUAGCCAGAACUGGAAAUGUCUGCAGAUGGCAAAGGCCUGAGGGCUACUGAGACUAAGGAGAAAGGGGAAGAGGUCCCAGGUCACCAACAUCCUUGUCAAGAAAUGCUCAGCAGACAUGGGGAGCCAGUACCCCCGGGAGCCAUUCAGGCGUCAGCACACAUUAAGUCAGAGCCAGAAGAGCCUCACCCUGAGGCGACUUCGCAGGACACCAGAAGGCCAGGUGCUGGGGAGUGGGGACCACUGAGUCCUGGCUCUGAAGAAAAAGCUCUCUUCCUGCCUGGUGCAGCCCUCUCCUCCCCCCUGACCACCAUGCUUUCCGAAGGGAGGACCAGAGGCAGGCCGGGCAGGACCAGAGACAGGCAGAUGGCUGCAGCACUCCUCACAGCUUGGUCGCAGAUGCCAGUAACCUUUGAGGAUGUGGCUCUGUACCUGUCCCGGGAGGAGUGGGGGAGGCUGGACCACGCCCAGCAGAGCGUCUACAAGGACAUGCUGCAGAAGAGAAACGGGCUCGCCUGGGCGUUUCCGUUAGGCAGGCCUUUCUGGGCCCCUCAGGUGCCGGGCAAGGGCGAGGCUUCCUGCUCGGGCGGGCCGCCGGGAGCUGGGAAGGAGAGGAGAGGCCCUGCUUCAGGUGAGCUCCUGGCCGGGGAAGGACGGCCCUGGCUGAGGUGGUCCGUCUGCGCUCCCUGCAGGGUGGCUUUUGCCUCUUUGGGUCCCCCGGGGUCCCCGCUGCCCUCCCCUGGGCCUUCGGCUCUGCCCCCCACCCCCUGCGGCCGUCCAGAAACCGUGUGUGGCCGGACCAACCCUGUCUCCUUACCAGGAGCUGCGGAGGCGGCGCGGGCCGGGGCGCACGGGGCCUCGGAGCAGGGCGCCCCGGGGGGCGAGGCCGCCAAGAAGUCGUUCCGGUGCGAGCAGUGCGGCAAGGCCUUCAGCUGGCACUCGCACCUGGCCACGCACCGGCGCACGCACACGGGCGAGAAGCCGUACGCCUGCACCGACUGCGGCAAGCGCUUCGGCCGCAGCUCGCACCUCAUCCAGCACCAGAUCAUCCACACGGGCGAGAAGCCGUACACCUGCCCCGCGUGCCGCAAGAGCUUCAGCCACCACUCCACGCUCAUCCAGCACCAGCGCAUCCACACCGGCGAGAAGCCGCACGCGUGCGACCGCUGCGCCAAGCGCUUCACGCGCCGCUCGGACCUGGUCACGCACCAGGGCACGCACACGGGCGCCAAGCCGCACAAGUGCCCGGCGUGCGGCAAGUGCUUCACGCAGAGCUCGGCCCUGGUCACGCACCAGCGCACGCACACGGGCGUGAAGCCCUACCCGUGCCCCGAGUGCGGCAAGCGCUUCAGCCAGCGCUCCAACCUCAUGGCGCACAGCCGCACGCACACGGGCGAGAAGCCCUACCCGUGCCCCGACUGCGGCAAGCGCUUCAGCCACAGCUCGCACCUCACCGCGCACCAGCGCACGCACCGCGGCGUGCGGCCCUACCCCUGCCCGCUGUGCGGCAAGCGCUUCAGCCGCCGCUCCAACCUGCAGCGCCACCAGAAGAUCCACGCCGCGGGGCCCCGCGCUCUGGCCGUGCUCAUGCUGGCCGCGCCCCCGCCCGCCCCCACCUAGCGGGGGAUCCACGGGUGUGCCCGCACCGAAGGACGGAUGGACAGACAGGAGGACCUAGGCGAGCCGAGGGAUGAGGGAAGGGAGCCGGGAGGUGCGGGUCUGGGGUGGGGAGACAAAGGACCGGAAGGGAAGGCUCGGGGUGAA